AUCGACCUUUGAUUUGCUGAAUGACAAAGCGUUCAAAUUAGAUAUUCUGUAUUUGAUAUUAAUGAUAGAGAUACUGACUCAAGGAAAUUUAGAGAAAACAACAGCGGACAAAAAAGGAGAGAAAGAAAUAUAAUGUCUUACAGCAAGGAUGCUUUAAGUUCCAAAAAUGUCUCCACUGACCAGACUACAGGUCAGUUAAUUCAAGAACACAUCAUUUUUCCUGAUGGAGGAAGCAGUUAUACAUGUGAAGUGUGUUGUAAAGAAAUGACGAGUAAAGCAAAGUUGGAGGAACAUAUCAUAACGCAUACUUCAAUGUUAGAGGAACAUACGAGAACCCAUGCUGCAAGGUUAGAGGAACAUAUGACAGAAUCAGAGGAACGUAUGACAACAUACACUGCAAGAUUAGAGGAACAUAUGAGAACACAAAAUGCAGAGGUUGAGGAAUACAUGUAUAUGAGAACAUAUAAUGCAGAAUCAGAGGAGCAUAUGACAACCCAUACUUUAGAAUCAGAGGAACAUAUAAGAACAUAUACUACAGAGUUAGAAGAACACAUGACAACACAUAAUGCAGAGAUUGAGGAACAUAUGAGAACAUAUAAUGCAGAGUUAGAGGAACAGAUCAGAGCAUAUGCAGUGGAGUUAGAGGAAAAUAUGAGAACAGAUACUGAGAAGUUAGAGGAACAAAUGAGAACACAUACUGAAAGGUUAGAGGAAUUUAUGAGAACACAUACUGGAAAUAAGCAUCAUGAAUUCGAUAUGACUGAUAAAGAAUUUAGUCAGAAAGGGCACUUGCAGACACAAAUAAACCAACACAAGGGUGAUAGACCAUUUAAAUGUGAUGUGUGUUCUAAAACGUUUGGUCAAAAUGUGAAUUUACAGGCACACUUAAGUAUACACACUGGUGAUAAACCAUAUGAAUGUAGUGUAUGUGGAAAAGAUUUCAGUCGUAUUUCGAACUUGCAAAGACACAUGAGAGUACAUACCUCUGAUAAACCUUAUAAAUGUGAUGUAUGUAGUAAAGGGUUUAGUACGAAUCAGAACUUACAGACUCACAUAAAAAUACACACUGAUGUUAAACCAUAUACAUGUGAUAUAUGUGGUACAGGGUAUAAUAGCGACCAGAGCUUGCAUAAACACAUGAAAACACAUACAGGUGAUAAACGUCACAAAUGUGAAAUAUGUGGACUAGGGUUUAGUAACAGUUCACACUUAAAGAGACACUUUAGAACACAUUCUGGUUAUAAACCUUAUGAAUGUGGUGUAUGCGAUAAAAGGUUCAAUCAAAUUCCAAACUUGAAGAGACAUAUCAGAACACACACUGGUGAUAAACCUUUUAACUGUGAGAUCUGUGGUAAUAGAUUUAGUCACAAGAACAGCUUACAGAUACACAUGAGAACACAUAGUAUGAUACUGGUGUUUGAACAAAAAGAUUCGACAGUCGCAGCUACAAACGUACAGAAUUCCCAGCAUGCCCAGUAAGAUAUUUAGUCAAAGACCCCAGUGACAGCAUGUAAUUAUAUAAGGAAUGGUAUAUAUGUACGUGUAUGUGUGGUGAAGUAGUGUGUUACUGUGCUUAGCUAGAAACAUGAUCAUUUUAAUGGUACUGUUUUACUGAAAACUGUAAUGUAUGUACAUGGUGGGUUUCUGAUAAAGUCCUCCACUUACAUUGAUACAAGAAAAAUAAACUCCACAUUCCUUAUACACCUUUCUUGGAAAUAAUUCAGUCAGAUAAGUCAUUUUUUUAAAUUCUAGUGACAAGUGUAUAUACACAGUUAAACCUUAUAAAUGUGGUACAUGUGCUAAAGUGUUCAAAAUGGUUGAGUGAAAAAAACUGUAAAUGAUAAAACACAUACUGGACUUGAAGCUUAUAACUAUAAUGAACAAUGAUGAACAUGGUUAAAGAUUAAGUGAGGACAGUCAUGUCAGUACCUCCAUGGAUAUAUCGAAACACACCAGAAAUAAAGUUCAUAUAUGUGAUGUACAUGGUAAACAACAGCAUGAACAGUGUCUGAACACAUGAUACACAUUAGAACACAUGCUGUAAAUAAUUUAUGAAUGGGAUGAACAUAGUUAACAUGGUUAAAGGGUUAAGUGACGACAGUGCCUGCCAUGGACAAUUAAGAACACAUACCAGGAAUAUAGUUCAUAUAAUUUGAUUAACAUACAUGACAGAAUCAUGAUAAUGAAGAGUUGAGUGACAACAGUGUUUGUCUUGUACACAAUUCACAUUCCAUUAGAACACAUACAAAACAUGAAAAAUCAUAUAUGUGAUGAACAAAGUAGAAUACAUACAGGAAAUAAGGUUUGUUGUUGUGAUGAACAUCAGUGUAUCCCAAACUCUGUCUGACUGACAAAAUGUCAUACAAAAAAUCAUUCAGUCAGACAGAACUUUUAAGAAAUUUAUUUUUAGGUCAGACAAAUCCCUAAAACAGUUUUGCACAGACUACAAACCUGGGAAGGGGUUGUGUCACAACAGUGUUUGUCUUAAACACAUUAGAACACAUACCAAAAAAUAAAGUUUAUUAUUAUGAUGAACGUGGGAAAGGGUUGUGUCUUAAACACAUUAGAACACAUGAUGGAAAUAAGGUUUAUUGUUGUGAUAAACAAGGGAUAGGUUGUGUCACAACAGUGUUUGUCUUAAACACAUUAGAACAAAUUCCAAAAAAUAAAGUUUAUUAUUGUGAUGAACGUGGGAAAGGGUUGUGUCACAACAGUGUCUGUCUUAAACACAUUAGAACACAUGCUGGAAAUAAGGUUAAUUCUUGUGAUGAUCAUUGGAAAGGUUGUAUAUCUUCAACAUUUUAUAACACAUUUCAGAAAUGAAUUUCAUUUAUGUAAAAA
Molecule: messenger RNA, 2841 nt
Organism: Mytilus californianus (California mussel)
Lineage: Eukaryota; Metazoa; Mollusca; Bivalvia; Mytilida; Mytilidae
Product: zinc finger protein OZF-like
Exons: 2
Coding region: 133-1479 (448 amino acids)
Biological process (GO): regulation of immune system process; regulation of cytokine production; negative regulation of transcription by RNA polymerase II
Source: RefSeq, a predicted model, not a curated record